Messenger RNA from Hydractinia symbiolongicarpus, 1459 nucleotides. RefSeq lists its product as uncharacterized. Bases 104 to 1051 code for a protein of 315 amino acids. The transcript is spliced from 3 exons. NCBI's taxonomy places the organism in Eukaryota, Metazoa, Cnidaria, Hydrozoa, Anthoathecata, Hydractiniidae. The record is from RefSeq and is a predicted model, not a curated record.
CAGUUAAAUCAAGUAACGAGACUUUAUUUUUGCGUUGAAUCAUAAAGAGACUUUAUUUUUGCGAAAAUUUUUUUUUAAAUAAGACAUCAACAAGAGAUUCCAAAUGGGUUAUCUAUCAACGAAGAAUAAGGUUGGGAUGAUAAUAUUGCAUCUACUUCAGACUGCGUAUAUAUGUGUUAUUUCAUGGCGGAUGAAAGUAAACCUUGACAAGUUUAAAGAUGAUUGGACCGAAAGUGAAAAGUAUGGACUUAGUAUCUCCCUUCCAAUACUUCACGGUGCUGGUACAACUAUAUGGGGCUGGUACGCAUUAUGGGGAAAAUCAAAACACUAUCCAACGAGCGAUCGAUUUCACGCACCAGUACUACUGUUGACAACAUUUGGAGCUGUUCUUUAUGGCCCACUGCUCCAUCAUGUUUACCGAUAUGAAGUUGAAAGGUUGGACAAAGUGAGCAGCACUCGGAAUUUUACUUCUUGUUUGGAUUUGAAAGUCAAUAAGUUGGAUUUUGGUGUUAUUCAAGCAGGAAUGAUCUUGGUAUGUUUUACGCUAGCAUUAUAUCCGUUAUGCAAGCCAGAAAAAACAAAAGAUCAGACGCGGUGUUUCUUGAGUAUGACGGCUACUGAAUUUUUUGAGAAAUUGAUGAAGUGUGUGAAUGCAAUGGAUAUGAUAGAAUUGGUAGAAGAUUUAGGCUGUAUCCAACGGUCUGAUGGGAUGUGGGUGGUUUUAUUUUACUUGGCAUUGCUAAUUUCCACAUUGCUCCUUGCAUUUCCUGAAGCCCUGAACAUUGACAAAGACACUGAAAACAAAUGGUGGGAAUGGUUGAAGGUGUUCACCACUUUUUUAACGUGGGUAUUCACUGACAUUUGCUUUGUUGCGAUUCGACUGCACGUGAUGGUAAAAGAAGACAACAUACAAACUGGAUUCAGUUUUGUCGUAAAGAAUCUUCUUUUUGUGGUCAUUCAUUUUCUGUUGCUGCUGUAUCAAAUUUGUCAAAUCUGUUCAAUCAAAAGCAAACGAAAUCAAUCUUGGGAAGAAAAGCUUGCGAAACUUUAAAAGAAUAGAACGGAUUUUAUUUAUGAAUUAUGUGUUGAUUGGUUAGAAGAAAAUAAAAAUCAUGCUAAAUUUUUAUCUCCUGAAAGUUUUUUUUUUCGUCUUUUCUUUGAUAUUUUAAUGCAGAUGUGAAAUGCAAAGCUUUUCUCAGUGCUUGUCCUUAAUGUUAACUGAGAGGCUCAAAAUAAAAGGGAAUGAACUAAUUUAGGAAUCAUACAAGGCUCAAAUGUAGAACUCCUAUAUAUCAAAUGAUCUUCACAAGGUCAAAAUAUGAUUCUUAUAAAUAUUUAGUGUGUACGGGUCUUUACUUUUAUUUACUGCACAUGACAGUUAUCCUGGUACAGACAAUGUAUAACGAUUUAGAAUAACGUAAUUUUUUUGUUUAAAUUUAGAAUAGAAUUAAUAAUCUCA